This is a messenger RNA of Erinaceus europaeus (western European hedgehog), 3214 nucleotides long. It is a transcript of the gene MTO1, whose product is annotated as mitochondrial tRNA translation optimization 1. The transcript is spliced from 12 exons. Gene Ontology annotation, biological process: tRNA methylation; tRNA wobble uridine modification. The record is from RefSeq and is a predicted model, not a curated record. The coding region runs from base 97 to 2172 and encodes 691 amino acids. Lineage: Eukaryota; Metazoa; Chordata; Mammalia; Eulipotyphla; Erinaceidae. Gene Ontology annotation, cellular component: cytosol. Gene Ontology annotation, molecular function: flavin adenine dinucleotide binding.
GCAAGAUGGCUGCGCCCUGAAGACCUGCUCUUACGCCUGAACUUUCUGCACUUUGUUUCAGGGUCAGAAUCGGGUAGAUCCUGCUUGUCUCCAACCAUGUUCUCCCUCCGAGGUUGUGGCCGUUGGAUGGCACUUUCCCUCACCAAACAGAACCUUUCGUUGGUGCGGCUCAGUAGUGACAGCGCGGCGCCCUGCACUCCGCACUUCGAUGUAGUUGUCAUCGGAGGAGGACAUGCCGGGAGCGAGGCUGCGGCGGCUGCCGCUCGCUGCGGCUCCAGGACUCUGCUUCUCACGCACCGCGUGGACACGAUCGGUCAGAUGUCCUGUAAUCCUUCCUUUGGUGGCAUCGGAAAGGGUCACCUAAUGAGGGAAGUAGAUGCCUUGGAUGGCCUGUGUUCUCGAGUCUGUGACCAGUCUGGUGUGCAUUACAAAGUAUUAAACAAAUGUAAGGGACCAGCUGUUUGGGGGCUGAGAGCUCAGAUUGAUAGGAAACUCUACAAGCAGAACAUGCAGGAAGAAAUCCUAAACACACCGCUGCUUACUGUUCAGGAAGGAGCUGUAGAAGACCUUAUACUUACAGAACCAGAGCCUGAGCAUAUGGGGAAGUGCCGUGUCUGUGGUGUUGUUCUGAUGGACGGGAGCACAGUACACGCAGAGAGUGUGAUUCUGACGACGGGGACAUUUCUCAGAGGCCUGGUUGUGAUUGGACUGGAGAUGCAUCCGGCUGGACGGUUAGGGGACCAGCCUUCCAUAGGCCUAGCACAGACUCUAGAGAAGCUGGGGUUUGUGGUAGGAAGACUGAAAACUGGAACUCCACCCCGAAUUGCCAAAGAGUCCAUUGAUUUUAGCAUUUUAAACAAGCACACACCAGAUAACCCAUCUGUACCUUUCAGCUUUAUGAAUGAGACAGUGUGGAUUAAGCCAGAAGAUCAGCUGUCCUGUUAUCUGACUCAUACCAACCCCAGAGUUGAUGAGAUUGUCCUAGAGAAUCUUCACCUUAACCAUCAUAUUAAAGAAACUACAAGAGGACCCCGAUACUGCCCCUCCAUUGAAUCAAAAGUCUUGCGGUUUCCAAACCGUCAACAUCAGGUUUGGUUGGAACCAGAAGGGUUGGAUUCAAAUCUCAUCUACCCCCAAGGGUUAUCUGUGACCCUGCCAGCUGAGUUGCAAGAGAAAAUGAUCACAUGCAUCAGAGGCUUGGAGAAGGCAAAAAUAAUUCAGCCAGGCUACGGUGUUCAGUAUGAUUACUUAGACCCCCGUCAGAUCACUCCUUCUCUUGAGACUCACUUGGUCCAACGGCUCUUCUUUGCUGGACAGAUAAAUGGCACCACUGGUUAUGAGGAAGCUGCAGCUCAGGGGGUGGUCGCCGGCAUCAACGCCAGUCUCCGGGUCAGACGCAAGCCUCCUUUUGUCAUUAGCCGCACAGAAGGCUACAUCGGAGUAUUGAUUGAUGACCUCACCACACAGGGCACCAGUGAGCCCUACCGCAUGUUCACCAGCCGAGCGGAAUUCCGCUUGUCUCUGCGCCCGGACAACGCUGACAGCAGGCUCACCUUCCGAGGGUAUAAGGAAGCCGGCUGUGUGUCACAACCACGAUAUGAAAGAGCUUCUUUGAUGAAGGCUUCUUUAGAAGAAGGUCUUUCUGUACUAAAAUCCAUUGAGUUUUCAAGCUCUCAGUGGAAAGCCUUAAUCCCAGAGGCUUCCAUAAGUCUUAGUAGAAAUCAGCGUCUCAGCGCUCUGGAUGUUCUGAAAUAUGAGCAAGUCGACAUGGAGCUGUUAGCCAAGGCUAUUCCUGAGCCCUUGAAGAAGUACACUGACUGUAGAGAGCUAGCCCAGAGGCUGAAAAUAGAAGCCACUUAUGAAUCGGCACUGUUCUACCAACAACAAGAAAUAAAGCAAGUUCAGCAAGAUGAAGCUCUCCAGCUGCCAGAAGACCUGGACUACUUGACCCUUAGGGAUGUGUCUUUGUCUGAUGAAGUCAGAGAGAAGCUGCAUUUUAGUCGCCCUCAGACGAUUGGGGCUGCCAGCCGCAUACCCGGAGUGACACCCGCCGCCAUUGUCAACCUGCUCAGAUUUGUGAAGACUCAGCAGAAACGGGCGGUGAAGGCUGAACUGCUCCAGACUGACCAAUGCCUGUGUGACGCAGACAAACUGGAAGAGAGACAGUUGUAGCUUCCUUAAUUCACUGGCAACUCUCUGUCAACACAAGAGUAUAAACGAGAAGUAGUUAUGCUUAGCACAUGUUAAAGUCGCCUGUGGCCAUGAAGGGUUAGCUAUUACUUUAUGCAGAGGAAUGAAGCUCUAGUUGUACCAUUUUGCAUAUUGGGGGAAAAGAGUCAUAAGGUCCUAAUUUAUACUUGUUGGAGUACCAGGGAUAGAACCCAGGGCCUCAUACGUGCUCCAUCAUUGACUGGGCUGUAUCCUGGCCCUACAUGUUGAUAGAAGUUGAUCUUCCCACCUGCAGGGGAGUCGCUUCACAGGUGGUGAAGCAGAUCUGCAGGUGUCUGUCUUUCUCUCCCCCUCUGUCUUCCCCUCCUCUCUCCAUUUCUCUCUGUCCUAUCCAGUGAUGACAACAUCAAUAACAACAACAAUAAUAACUACAACAAUGAAACAUCAAUGGUAACAAAAGGGAAUAAAUAAAUAAAUUUUUUUUUUGAAAAAAGAAGAAGUUGAUAAAAGGGCCAGGUGGUGGCGCACCUGGUUGAGCGCACGUGUUACAAUGCUCAAGGACCCAGGUUCCAGCCCCCAGUCCCCACCUGGCAGGGGAAAAGCUUUGCAAGUGGUGAAGCAGGGCUGCAGGAGUCUCUCUGUCUCCUUCCCUCUCUGCCUCCCCCUUCCUCUCGACCUCUGGCUGUCUCUAUCCAAUAAAUAAAUAAAGAUAAUAAAAAAAUUAAAACUUAAAAAAGUUGAUAGAGAGGUACAGUGUAUCCAAAGUUAAACCUGAUGGAAAGUAAUGUCAUUUAAUGUCAAUUUGCAAAUUUGUCUACUCACAAGAACUUUGGUUCACAAGUCAACCAAAUUAAAAGACUUAUCUUUCUGGAACAUGACGGCAGAGGGGACCUACAGGGUGUUGAAUUGUUCUGUGGAAAACUGAGAAAUGUCACACAUGUACAAAUUACUGUAUUACACUGUCGACUAUAAACCAUUAACUUCCCCCCUCCCCCAGUAAAGAAAAAAAAAAUUAAAACAGACUUUCAACAAGUUUUGAAAGUUA